AGCAGUCCUAAAAUGGAAAGGUGCUACUGCUGGCAGUGUAUUGAGGAGCGAUUGAGAAAUAGAGAAUAUGAUCUUCUAGAAACUCCCCCCAAUUCCCCCGCAGAAGGGGGUCUAGAAGUGGAUGAAGGCUUCUAUGAGCUGUCUGCGGGGGAAGAUAAUGAGGAGCCACCACCGGCAUUCCAAACUCCACCACCAGGGGAAGGGGGAACUCCCAUUCCAGAGUCUCCCAACUCCUGGGUGACUCAAAUGGAGUUGCCGGUGGUGGUAAUUCCAAGGCGCCGCCACCAUCGCCACCGCCAUCAUCGCCGCCAUCGUCGUAGCUUCCACUACCGGCACACUCAUCGCCACCGCCAUCACCUUCCCACCGGUGGGUAUAUUCUUACUACCAGGACGGUGGUGGUGAGGGUGACGGCGGUCGUGACUACGACGAUGGCUUCAUAGCUUUUUGGAUUAAAAAAAAAAAAAAAAAAAAAAAAAAAAAAAAAAAAAAAAAAAAAAAAAAAAAAUAAAUAAAUAA
Molecule: messenger RNA, 517 nt
Organism: Leptopilina boulardi
Lineage: Eukaryota; Metazoa; Arthropoda; Insecta; Hymenoptera; Figitidae
Product: prickle planar cell polarity protein 3-like
Exons: 3
Coding region: 13-441 (142 amino acids)
Source: RefSeq, a predicted model, not a curated record